CACAAUCAGGCAUCAGUCAGCGUUCGUUCGUCCCACAGCAAACACAAGACAACUACAACCAAACACAGCAUGCAGAAGGGAAGCAUUCUAAUUGUGGCACUUGUUGCUCUGGGAGCCAUAGCCGAGGCAUCGGCUCAAACAAUGCCCUACCACCCACCGCCGACACAGCCACCACGCUGGCGGUUCCGUCGCCAGGUUCUGGGCGGUUCAUUGGCAUCGAAUCCGGCCGGGGGCGCCGAUGCCCGCAUGGAUCUGACCAAGGCAUUUGGCACUCCCGAACACAAUGCGGUGGUUCAGGCGUUUGCAGCUGGAAACACCCAAUCGGGUCCAGCCACCGUUGGCGGAACUGCGGCCUACAAUAACCAUGGCCAUGGUGCCUCUGUGACCAGGACCCACACUCCCGGCGUGAAGGACGCCUUCCAGCAGGAGGUGCAUGCCAAUCUCUUCAACGACGGCGUACACAAUCUCGAUGCCAAGGCGUUUGCCUCGCAGAACAAGCUGGCCAAAGGCUUCGAGUUCCAACGCAAUGGCGCCGCCCUCGACUACUCCCACAUCAAUGGUCAUGGUGCCAGUGUGACGCACAGCAAUUUCCCCGGCAUCGGUCGUCAGUUGGGCGCUGAGGCCCGUGCCAAUCUCUGGUCAUCGGCCGAUCGCAACACGCACAUCGAUCUGAAUGGAACGGCCAACAAGUGGAUGAGUGGCCCGUUCGCCAAUCAAAGGACAGACUUUGGCGCUGGCCUGGGUCUGACCCAUCAUUUCGGUGGUUAAAGCUGACUUUUAGAUGAUACUUACAAUUUGUCAUUUUUUACUUAAUUUAAUUGAAAUAAUAAAAUUUUGAAACUUU
Messenger RNA from Drosophila obscura, 844 nucleotides. Its product is annotated as attacin-A-like. Lineage: Eukaryota; Metazoa; Arthropoda; Insecta; Diptera; Drosophilidae. Gene Ontology annotation, biological process: defense response to bacterium. The record is from RefSeq and is a predicted model, not a curated record. The transcript has 2 exons. The coding region runs from base 70 to 768 and encodes 232 amino acids. Gene Ontology annotation, cellular component: extracellular region.